Messenger RNA from Puntigrus tetrazona (Sumatra barb), 3886 nucleotides. It is a transcript of the gene fndc5b, whose product is annotated as fibronectin type III domain containing 5b. The transcript has 6 exons. The record is from RefSeq and is a predicted model, not a curated record. Bases 204 to 827 code for a protein of 207 amino acids. Lineage: Eukaryota; Metazoa; Chordata; Actinopteri; Cypriniformes; Cyprinidae. Gene Ontology annotation, molecular function: protein binding.
GCGCAGUCCUCUCAUGUCGACUUUCUGCGGCAAGUACGGAGUUUAGAUCCAGCGCUGUUCUGGACCGAUGCAGGAAUAAAGACGGCAACCGCUCGUGAAUGUUAAACACAUAGACGCCUAACUUAUAAGUUCUAUAAAAAAAAAUCUUGCGAGUAAAUGGGAUUCAACGUCUUCCGAACAGAAUGUAAAGAAUUCCUUGAAGGAUGUGGGGAAUUAAAGGCUCGUGCUCUGCGCUGUUAUUGUUGUUUUUGGCUUAUAUCUCCGUGUCCUCGGUUAAUGCCGACAGUUUAUCCGCUCCGCUCAAUGUGACCAUCAAAGCACUGGAGGGGAACUCGGCGAUAGUGACAUGGGACAUUCUGGAGGGAGACCCAGUCAUUGGGUUCGCCAUCACCCAGCAGAAAAAGGAUGUUCGUAUGCUGCGAUUCAUCCAGGAAGUGAACACCACCACUCGUUCAUGUGCAUUAUGGGACUUGGAGGAGGACACGGAGUACAUUGUCCACGUGCAGUCCAUUAGCAUGAGUGGCACCAGCCCUCUGAGUGAACCUGUUCUGUUCCGCACGCCCAAAGAGUCAGAGAAACUGGCCUCCAAAAGCCCAGAUGAAGUGACCAUGGAGGAGGUUGGCCAGGCCGCCCAGCUCAGGGCUGGAGAGCUCAUUAUCAUCGUGGUGGUUCUCGUCAUGUGGGCAGGUGUGAUAGCUCUGUUCUGCCGCCAGUAUGACAUCAUCAAAGACAACGAGCCCAACAAUAACAAGGACAAAGCCAAGAACUCGUCAGAGUGCAGUACCCCAGAGCACCCUACGGGGGGACUACUGCGCAGCAAGGUCUAAUUACGCCUUCCCCUGUCGGCAAUAAUAGGCUUUAGCCUCAGGACAGUGCUCCGAGACAAAACAAGUAAGCCAUCCAAUCACAAAGUUGUGAAGCCCACCUCUCAUCCUCGAUCAAACGACCUUUUAGUAUUCCCAUCGACCAACAUGAACUCUUUGGUGCUUGUCUGUUUGGCACACUGACACAAACUUGAGGACGAAAUGGACAAGAUGGUUCCAGAACUGGAAGCUUGAGCCGUUUGAAGAGAGUUAUUGAGUUUCGAUCCACGGCGGCCUCAAACGCUGAAGGACUCAAACGCCGUUGCUGUGAGCUGCAAAACCAGAGACGUGCCACCAGGAGUGUCUUCGGCUCCCGUGUAGACUCACAGAGAUAAGGAGAAACCUGCCACCCCGCGUAAACCCCAAAUAAACCAGGAAGGUGUGUUAUGAAAAAGAAGCAGGAGCGUUUUUCUGGGGGGGGGGUUUCCCAGAGCGAGCUCACCGUCAUUAUCAGCUCCGAACCAGGAUCAGGUCUCUGACAGGGAUGACAUUACGAUACUUCACUAUCUCUGCAUACUCGUCGCUAUCCUGUGUAUUCGGUUCCUCCUUUCUCACUUGUAGUUUCGAUUUCUGUACUCCAUUAUCCUCCCUCCAGCAGCCAAUCAUGGACAGGCUAGCUAAUUUGAUGCGGUUAAAUUGGUGCGGUGGGAUCUUUCUUCUCAGCACUCUCGCUCUCAGGGCAUUCAGGAAAACAUCCACAGGAAAAACGACGGACCACAUCGGGCCGCCUCGCAUUCACCCGCCUGCGGCCCAAUCACAGCGAACUGCACAUCAGCCACCGACGAUGAAGAGCUCCAUAUUAUAAUAGUGAUAGAAAACGUAUUUAACCGUUUGUGUGUCUCAAGUAAAUCAACCGCUUGCUGUCUCUAAUGAGCACAUUACUGUACAGUGAAGGUUAUUUUGGUCCUCAUAUUACGUUCAUUAGCAUAUUGGUCACGAGUAUGGCUAUUUACCGCUUUUAUGUGCCACUAUGAGAUAGAGUUGGGUGCCUUUUUUUGUUUUGCAGGCUUUUACCUUUCUUUCCCUUUAAACAAGUGAAGUCUUAAAGUCGACAUGAAAUCAAAGCGGACCCUAUUUACUUUCAUAGUACACUUUAUUGGGAGUGAUCCUUCUUUUAUUCCGGAAUUAAAAAUAAGCUUCUUUGAAAUCUAUUCAAUUCUUGAUUGAUAACGCUAUCAUCACAUGGACGCAUGAACGUUUUUUUUGUUUUUUCCCUCUGGCGCCCCACACAUAAAAUAUGAGUUGAAAAAACAACAACAACGAGAUAUCAGUAAUGAAUAUGGUAAUUAAGUAAAGACCAUGUUCCAUGAAAAUAUUUUGUAAAUUUACUACAGUAAUUUUUGAUUAGUAAUAUGCAUCGCUGAGGCGAUUUCCUCAAUAUUUAGAUUUUUUUUGCACCAUUCUAGAUAUUCAAAAAGUUGCAUCUCAACCAAAUAUUGUCCAAUCCAUAGAAGGACAUUUUCGUUUAAAUGGUUCCAUAAAGAACCUUCAACAUUUGAUGAGUCUUUGUUUCUCAAAAGGUUCUUUGUGUCUAAAGAAGGUUCUUCAGGUUAUAAAAAAGUAAGAAAGAGAUGGUUCUUAAAGAACCUUUGACUGAAUGGUUCUUUGUGGAACCAAAAAUGGUUCUUCUAUGACAUCGCUGUGAAGAACCUUUUAAGAACCUUCAUGUUUAAAAACAAAAGUAUAACAAACUACGAGCAAAGCACUUCAGCCUCCUUCAACUGGUCCUUACUGAAUUUGAUUUGUCUAAGAUCUGUUCUUCAAAAUCCUCGUUGCUUUAUUGGUAACAUCAUGUGAUCUUGUUUUAUCGUUUCCAGUCAUUUUUAGUUAAAAAUAACCAUUUAAUUAUCACCGUGAUUCACUAAUUAAAAAAGCUCUUUGUAAAAAGUCAGUAAUUUGGUUGACAGGACCUCAUUAGAAAAGUAAAAAGGCUUGUUAGCGCAUUUCACGUCGACUUUAAAUUCCCUCUCAUUAGGAAAUAUAACUUAUAAAAGAAGAUUUUUUCGACAAAUUCAAACUAAAUGCGAACAGUAAAUAGUCUUGACCGUUAAUGUAGUGUCUGAUGGGGUAGUGUCCUGAUGAAUGAGUCCUCUCAUGUCAGGAAUGAAGAAUUGUGGGAAUGCAGGUCAGAGGUCACGAAAACAUCGAUUACCUCAGCCGCUGGUCAUUCGAUCUAAGCUCGGUUCGACAUUGACUUUAAUAAGGUUACAGACCAGAUGAGUUUCCCAAGGACGCGUGUUAGCAUCUGAUCUAAAGAACAAAACCUCCCAUUAAUCUCCAAACCGCCGUACACAAUGAGCAGUGGAAUUCAAAUAGAGCGAUCUCAUUUUUCAAACGCAUAGAAGAGUGUAAAAGUUAAUACUUCUAUAUACUUUGAGUGUAGAGUACUUCAGGUUGGGUGGCCAUUCAUAUUCAAAAGCCCUCAUUGCGGGGACGGAUUGCACCAUUAAUCAAGCGUGUUGAAAGGCACCUGAAGGAAUCUCAGAACAAUUAAACAUCCCCGCAUUGGUGACCAUUACCUCCUCGUCUCCAUCACCAUGGCGACAGGCUAACGGACUGUCCUCUCACUGCCAUCUACGAGUCAUCCGCACCUUCGUUUUUCAUUCCCGCCAGAGGAGGAAAGCGUAUAUUUCUUCUUUAAUGACUGCUAAUUAACCUUGGCCAUGGGGAAGAGAGCUCAGGCAGACCGCUGGGUGAAAAAUGGCUCAUAUCAAUAUUCCGUCCGAGCGGCUUGCGCAGAAGAACAGAAGGCUGGGUGAGAGGACUGGCUUAAACCAGAGAGGACCAGCCGCGUGUUUUCUCUUCGGAGACGCAUUGAGGUUUUGGGUCCUGUAUUAACCUGCAGCACUUUCAUUCAGUUAUUGAUCAUUCCACGUGACGCAAGUGGACUAAUGAACAGAUAUGGGAUCUGUUCGGAGUGGUAUACUAGCGUGUUGCUUACUUCUUACUUUCCAGUUUAAAAAAAAAAAAAAAAAAAAAAAAAAAAAGUGCGUUUCAAAAAGUGAAGAAUGACAUGUUAAAAA